UUUCUGCCGAAAAGGGACUUUGCCUGUGGGCUGAUGUGGCCAAGUAGCAGAGCCUGAAGUUACUCUUUUCACUUUCCAUGCUUACUGCACCUUGAACGAGCUGCAGAAGAGAAAAUUUACACAUGUCAUCCCUGAUUAAGAAAAUCAUCAGCACAGCCAAAGCACCAGGUCCAAUCGGACCCUACAGUCAAGCAGUGCUGGUAGACCAAACCAUGUACAUCUCAGGACAGUUAGGCGUGGAUCCUUCAAGUGGACAGCUUGUGUCAGGAGGGGUGGUAGAGGAGGCAAAACAGGUACUCAUAAACAUAGGAGAAAUUCUGAAAGCUGGUGGCUGUGAUUACGUUAAUGUGGUAAAGACAACUGUUUUGCUGGCUGACAUAAAUGACUUCAGUGCUGUUAAUGAUAUCUACAAGCAGUAUUUCAAGAGUAGUUUUCCAGCCAGAGCUGCUUACCAGGUUGCUGCUUUGCCCAAAGGAGCUCGUGUUGAAAUUGAAGCCAUAGCUGUUACAGGACUUCCCACGAAAUUAUGACUAUAAAUCAUGCCCUCCACUGUUUUUCGAGUUACAUUUGGUUUAGGAUAAAUGAUUGUUAAUUUACUUCUAAUUCUUGAAAUUAAUGUUGGAAAUCAUAAGCCUUAAUGAAAUGAUGUGGAGGACCUUCUAUUAUAGAAAUAGCAUAAUAGGUGAACAUGAAUGUGAACUAAAGGAUUUGAUGGAGAAUACAAUUAUAAUGCAACAUUGAUAAUGCAUACAGCCACACUACCUGAAAGCAAAAAAAUUACAGUAUCUCUCUACAAAAAUAAAAGCAAAGAGUAGCAGGAAAUGCAGGAAAAAGAUUUCCCCCGGGAAUUGUGGAUUGUUUUAUAUCUGAGAGGGAGAAAAUAACAUUUAUGGAAUUAAAUUCUAAAUUCAUGAUCUGAGAAAUAUUUGACUGAUGUUCUAAUUUUGUUAGCAAAAUUAACCAAAAAAUCAUUUUAUACAUUCUUUCAAUUAGUUGCAUGUAAUGCCAAGGAUUUAAAGGUGGCAAAUCCCUCAAAAAACUAUCAACUUCUUUUUAAAGAAUUUCCACUGUUGGUCUAAUUAAAAUUCCAGGGAAUGUGGCAAAAGUUAAUGAAAAGAAAAAAAAGUUAAAAAGAAAGAAGUUAAUGGACCAAAAAUUUCUAAAUGACAAAACCUAUUUUUUCUAAUGGAAAUAAAAUGACAAUAUGCACAUUU
Vombatus ursinus (common wombat) is the source of this 1214-nucleotide messenger RNA. RefSeq names its product reactive intermediate imine deaminase A homolog (gene RIDA). The record is from RefSeq and is a predicted model, not a curated record. Gene Ontology annotation, cellular component: cytosol. Gene Ontology annotation, molecular function: deaminase activity. Lineage: Eukaryota; Metazoa; Chordata; Mammalia; Diprotodontia; Vombatidae. The transcript is spliced from 6 exons. The coding region runs from base 123 to 530 and encodes 135 amino acids.